AUGACUGAAAAGUCUUUGGAAGAUGCUUUAGAGUCACUUCAAAUUGAGCGUGAUCAGAGGCAUAAUCUUCGGAAAGAACUAGACAGCCGGAUUAUAUCCGAUUCCAUAAGUCACCUUAGUGACUUACGGAAUCUCAGCGGUUUGGGUCAUAUUAACAGGCUUGGCCAACUUCCUGAGAACAGUUCAGAAUGCCAGAAACCAGAUGCCAACCUCUCCAACAUGGAUCUUUCUACGAGUGAUGGAAAGUCCCAAGAAGGAAAAGUCGAUACCAAGCAUCCUUCACCCGAUGAUUUGCUAACCGAAUUAAGAACCACAGAAAUAGCUAAAUAUCAAACAGAACUAGCUCACAUAGAGGCUGAAAAGAAUGAGCUAACUAGAACUCUUGAAAUCACACAACGAUCGCUUGAAUUGGCUACAAGUGAGGUUUCAAAUAAACAAGAGCGUAUCAAUGGUCUAUUGGCUCAAUUGGAUACAAUUAUGUCUGUUAAAUCAGAAGCAGAUUCUGAGUUCGAAACCAAGGAGAUGGAAUUAGAAGUACAAGCAACAACUAUAAACAGUAAAAAUGCCAUGACUGAAUCUUGUAUUUCAGUGACGUCUCAUGUAGAUGAAAAUGAAGAUCCGAAUGGUACUUCGCACAGUGACUUGAAACGUUUACGUAAAGCUCUACGGUUAAAUGAGAAUCGGUAUUCGGUAGCUUUACGUCAAAUAGCCAGUAUGAAACAUGACCUAUGGCGAUAUCAUGAGCGAGAGAAACUGGAUUCUCGACCUGAAUUAGCUUCAGAGGAAGGUUUGAAACAAGAACUUGUUCAAUUACAUGGAAUUUUAGAACAACGAGGCGAAGAAAUAAAAGUAUUACAACAAAAAUUGUCUACUAGUGAACAGAUUUCUUGUACAAAUUAUAGCAAAGUAUGUUCUAUCACCGAAACUUACAAGCAAUGUUUAAUUGUUCUCAUUGGGAUAUACGGUUUCGUAUGCUCAGUCAUCAAGGUUUCACCACACAAACAGGUAGCUUAUGUGGCAGAUCGUUUCAGUAUUCCACUUCAAGUUGAUAAAGAUUCUUCAGACAAUUCAGUUGGAUCUGAUCUAGUUACAACAGAUGAAACUACUGAUGAACAAGUAGUACAAGAUUCUUCAAAUAAAUCAUCGAAAAUUACACCUGGAUCUGACUUUGAAGCGUUAUCCGAAGAAGCUGAUUUACAUCUUACAGUUGUCACUCAACUGCGUCAUUUAGUUAACACAUUCAAUGAAAAAUAUUCUCAGAUAUCAAAUCAGGUUCCUGGACGUAGUACUUUAGAUAUUGAAGAGACACAACAACAGAAUUUACGCCUUAAAAGUUUAUUGGAAACAAAACGUGAACAAGUUCAUGCAUUACGUAAUAUGUUAAGAGCGAAUAAAACAACAGCUGAAACAGCAUUAGCUAAUUUAAAACAAAAAUAUGAAAAAGAGAAAAUUAAUGUUACAUCAACAAUGCAACAAUUACGUAAUGAAUUAAAAACGCUUAAAGAAGAUGCUGCAAUCUAUGCAUCUCUACGUGCUGUAUUUGCUCAACGUUAUGAUGAAUAUAUGACACAAUUGGAUGAAAUGCAACGGAAACUUAGUGUGGCUGAAGAAGAAAAACGAACUGUUAACACUCUGUUACGUUUAGCUAUUCAACAAAAGUUAGCUCUUACUCAACGUUUAGAAGAAUUAGAAGUAGAUCUUUAUCAAAAGCAAAGUUUUGAUCUUCGUUCUGCUCCACCUCAUACCGUUUAUCAUACUAGUCCAAUUCAACCAUUAUCUAAUUCACUUUUAUCUGGUCCAAAUCAUCAACAUUCAUAUCCUUCACCUAUUCAUAAUCAAAGACAUUCAACUCCACAAAAUUUCCCUCAAAUUGAUUCAUCAAUGCCUAGAUCAUCUACACUACCUGUAACUUCUUAUUAUCCCGGUGCAAGUCCACAACAUGGAAGUAUAUCAUCUAAUGGAAGUGGUGGAAGAAUUUCAGGUUCAGGAUCUGAUAGAAAUAAGAGAAAUAGUCGUUGCAGACGUGAUGGUGUUACUUGA
Molecule: messenger RNA, 2040 nt
Organism: Heterobilharzia americana
Lineage: Eukaryota; Metazoa; Platyhelminthes; Trematoda; Strigeidida; Schistosomatidae
Source: the annotation of a GenBank genome assembly